GUAGGCGGGCCGCCGCCCCCCCGCCUCGAGCCGCUGCCGCCGCGCUCCCCCUGCUGCGCCGCCGCCGUCGCUUCCCUCUGCGCGGCGCAGCGGGGCCGUCCCCGUGCGGGCCGUGCGCUCGGCGGGAGCCUCCUCUGACCCCCCUCCCGCCGCAGUGGGAGCUCCUGGCCAUCCCGGAAGAGAGGACCGCCGGGGGCCGCCACUUCCGCUUCCCGGGACCGGACCGGAGCCGCCACCAUGACCGCCACGCUGCGCCCGUACCUGAACGCGGUGCGUGCCACGCUGCAGGCCGCGCUGUGCCUGGAGAACUUCUCCUCGCAGGUCGUGGAGCGCCACAACAAGCCCGAGGUGGAAGUCAGAAGCAGCAAAGAGCUGCUGUUGCAGCCAGUGAUCAUCAGCAGGAACGAGAAGGAGAAGGUUCUUAUCGAGGGAUCCAUUAACUCUGUGCGAGUCAGCAUUGCGGUGAAGCAGGCUGAUGAGAUUGAGAAGAUCUUGUGCCAUAAAUUCAUGCGUUUUAUGAUGAUGAGGGCUGAGAACUUCUUCAUCCUGCGCAGGAAGCCCGUGGAGGGCUACGACAUCAGCUUCUUGAUCACCAACUUCCACACAGAGCAGAUGUACAAGCACAAGCUCGUGGAUUUCGUGAUCCAUUUUAUGGAGGAGAUCGACAAGGAGAUCAGCGAGAUGAAGCUGUCUGUCAACGCCAGGGCUCGCAUUGUGGCCGAGGAGUUCCUCAAGAAUUUUUGAGCCGUGGUGCCGGGCGCCCCGCUUCUCCCGCGUUCCCACGCGCUGCCCCGCAGGGCUGGCCGCAGCCCGCCCUCGCUGCCUGCGGAGGAGAGGAGAAGCUGCCGGAUGCCACGGAGCCGCGCGCGGGAUGCACGGCGCCGUCCCGGGGACGGGCGAGAGGACGCGGUGUCCUGAAGCAAACCGUGCUUGCCUGAGACUGUGUCAGCUCCCUGGUCUCUGUCCUUGUUUUUUUUUUUUUUCCUUUGUUUUUCUUUUUUUUUAAAGAAUUCCUCGUUUGCUGUAA
Messenger RNA from Dromaius novaehollandiae (emu), 1027 nucleotides. RefSeq names its product actin related protein 2/3 complex subunit 4 (gene ARPC4). NCBI's taxonomy places the organism in Eukaryota, Metazoa, Chordata, Aves, Casuariiformes, Dromaiidae. The coding region runs from base 238 to 744 and encodes 168 amino acids. The record is from RefSeq and is a predicted model, not a curated record. The transcript is spliced from 6 exons. Gene Ontology annotation, biological process: actin filament polymerization; Arp2/3 complex-mediated actin nucleation. Gene Ontology annotation, cellular component: Arp2/3 protein complex; actin cytoskeleton. Gene Ontology annotation, molecular function: actin filament binding.